Messenger RNA from Paraglomus brasilianum, 915 nucleotides. The record is from the annotation of a GenBank genome assembly. Lineage: Eukaryota; Fungi; Glomeromycota; Glomeromycetes; Paraglomerales; Paraglomeraceae.
AUGGAAAACAACGGAACCACCACCACCACAACGCUAUCACCUCACGAUGACGAUGAUUCACGACAUACAGACAAGCCACUAUCACACGCUCUGAAAGUGCUUACAUAUCUUGCCACAGCUGACAUUAUAACAUCUUCACUUUUUAUAUUAAAUAUUGCAUACACGGCAAUCAACGGAGAAGUAUUGCCGGACAAAUCCUGUCUCACUGUAGGACUGAUGACAGCCUCCGUGUAUGCCUUCAUAAAGCAUGCAAUCUUGGACGUUAUGACUGGAAACUUUGGACAGGCUCCGCAGUUAUGUCAGUUUGUGUGUGCGCAGUUAAUUGGGCAAACGUUGGGCCAACUCAAUACUGGUAUGAAGUGUUUGGAAACUACUGGAAAGCAUUCCUUAGCCAUUGCUGGCCUUGGCAUUACUUUUGCCACUUUUUUGAUUUGCGCUGUUUGCUAUCUUGCUAUUAUGGCAAAACUCAAAAGCUCUGGCAAAGAACUGGUUAAAACUACUGAACACGCUAUUAAACAUGCUGCUAUUGAACGGAGUGUUUUGAGAAGAAUAACUGGCUACAUUCUGAUAUUUUUUGUAAAAUGGCUUCCCGCUUAUAUAUGUGUAAUUGGAUUCUUUGGCGGACACACUAAACCAUGGGCAUUUAUGGUGGUUAUUAUAUCUAUAAAUCUUGGUGGUCCUGGUUACGCGAUUCAGUACCUCCUUUCCGAAGGCUUUUCGGAUGACUCGCCUGGCUCAUGUGAGCAAAGUAUAAUAAGACAGAGCACUUGUAUUAGAAGUCCUAAUCCGAGUUUUAUUCAAAGCGAGUCUACCCUUCGCGAUUCCACCCUUCGCGAUUCCACCCAGUCAAGCACAAAGAAAUCCAAUAGCCACAUUAAUGUCCUAGUUGUACCACCUUCUACAUUUCAUUAUUAA